Molecule: messenger RNA, 136 nt
Organism: Acaulospora colombiana
Lineage: Eukaryota; Fungi; Glomeromycota; Glomeromycetes; Diversisporales; Acaulosporaceae
Source: the annotation of a GenBank genome assembly
AUGGAUAUUAUAUUUGAAUGGAAACUGAAAAAUAAUUCCGAAUUUGAGUAUGCCGAGUAUUUUAGAAAGGAGGAUUUAUAUCAUUCAAUAAAAUUCUCGAGGAUUUCCAAUUCCUUUAGAAGUGAAAUCAUUGAAG